Messenger RNA from Thrips palmi, 3292 nucleotides. It is a transcript of the gene Ctl2, whose product is annotated as CTL-like protein 2. Gene Ontology annotation, cellular component: membrane. Lineage: Eukaryota; Metazoa; Arthropoda; Insecta; Thysanoptera; Thripidae. Gene Ontology annotation, molecular function: transmembrane transporter activity. Gene Ontology annotation, biological process: transmembrane transport. The transcript is spliced from 11 exons. Bases 1064 to 3178 code for a protein of 704 amino acids. The record is from RefSeq and is a predicted model, not a curated record.
UCGAUCAGUCCCGGUCCCCCAAAUGAAUCAAUAGGACACGCGGGUGCAUUGUUGGCGCUGUCGUGUCUGCCCUAGGCUGCCCUGGCCCUGGUGGCAGCCGACCGCGCGCCGGUGCAUGAUUCAGGAGCGAGGGAAGGCCUCUGCUUGGCUGCGGCACGUCAUCGUCGUCAUCGCCGUCGACGGACGCCAUCUGCCGCCAGCCUGCUGCGCUCGACGGCCAUCGGCCAUCCCAUUACCCGUUAAAACGAAUGGUCGACGCGUUCGCUCAAAAUCGCACACCUCGGGACGGCGGCGUGGGGAGGGGCCGGCCCGGUGCGCGAAGAUAGUGGGCCGUCUGUUCUGGCUGGCCCGCGCUCGAACCGCGAUAUGCAAAGGCAUGCAAAAAGAGCGGUGCGCCGCUAGCAAGUCGCAACGUUUUGUGCACCCCGCGCUGCAGGUAGCCGCGGGUUCGAUUCCCCGUCGCCGCGCCGGGAUUCACGCGUGUCUUUUUGUCGGUGAUAACCCGCAGGCGCUUGAUGGCAGCACGGCAGUCGCCGCCCCCACUUUACAAGCGGAUGCCUGCGGCUGGAUGGCUGGCUGCGGCUCUGGCCAAACAUCAACAACAACAUCGACAACAGCGCCAAAAGAUCUGCCGGCUGGGCGACGCUGGGCCGUGGCGUUAUCUGAUAAUAGCCGUGCCAGAGCCAGGCGAGCCGGGCGAACCAGGCAGAGCGGCCCAGGCCCAUGGCUCGGUGAGCUGAACCUGAACCCCGCUGCUCCGACGCCUCCGACGCCGCAGAAGGCAAGGCAAGACAGCGCAGCCGGCGCGAGGGACCGGCCAGUCAGCUGUCCGGCGAGGACGGCAGGACGUCGUCGGCGUCGUCGCGGGUAAACAGCACCGGCCCCCUCCACCACGUCGCCGAGUGCCUCAUCGUCGCGUACAGCCUGCUCGGCCUGCUCACCGAUCAGUCAGUCCCUUGGCAACGAGAGCGGGCCCCAGCAGGGCGGCGGGGCGCCAACGACUUCUUCUUGACUCGAGCCGGCGCCGGCCCGUCCGCGGCAAGACGCGCGAGACGCCGCAGCCAUGGCCCGGCGUGUUUCCGUCUCGUCGGUCAACUCCGAGAAGCGGCUCGGCAAGCCCUUCGAAUAUGACCCCAACUUCAAGGGCCCCCGGGACCGCAGGAGCUGCACCGACAUCCUGUGCCUCCUCCUCUUCAUCGUCUUCCUGGUGGCGUGGGGCGCCGUCGGUUUCUUCGCCUACAAAUUCGGGGACCCGAGCCGCAUCCUGCAGCCGACGGACUUCAGCGGCCAGAAGUGCGGCGUGGACGCCGAGGUGGUCCGGAAGCCGUACCUGCUGUUCUUCGACCCGUCGCUGUGCGCCAGGCCCACCGCCAACGUGCUCGUCAACGGCUGCUCCUCGCCCAGCGUGUGCGUGGACAAGUGCCCCACGGAGGAGUUCUACGCCCCCAACCACUACAACCUCGGCGGCCUGGCCAGCCUGCGGCCCGGCCCGAUUUGCCUCCCCAACAUCACGGCGCACUCCGGCUCCUCGCUCAAGGCCGCCGUGGAGGCCAACCAGUGCGCCAAGUGGUACAUGAAGAGCAUCGCACUGGACGGACGGUGCGUGUUGGCCACGGCCGCUGACGUUCGGGACUCGGUCACCAUCCGUCUGAUCCAGGAGGGCUUCUGGAGGCUGCACACCAUGGUUGUCAACUGCCUGUCCCUGGUGUGGCGGAGGGAAGAUGUCCAGCAGACCGGCGAGCAGAUCGUGUCUGACACGGUGGCCUCGUACCCCUUCAUCCUGUGCGGCCUGGUGGGCGCCAUGGUGCUGUCCCUCGUGUACAUCCUGCUGCUGCGCUGGAUCACGGGCACCAUCGUCUGGAGCUCCAUCCUGGUGGUGCUGGCGGCGCUCGGCGCAGGCAUCUACGUGUGCUACCGGUACUGGGACCAGGUGAGGAAGGGCGCCGCCGUGCCCGACUGGAGCGACGUGCCGGCCGAGCUGCAGACGUGGCUGGACGACCCCACCACGUGGAUGACGCUCAUGAUCGUGCUGGGCGUGGUGCUGGCCGUGCUGCUGCUCAUCGUGCUGUUCCUGCGCCAGAGGAUCUCGCUGGCCGUGACGCUCAUCGAGCAGGGCGGCAAGGCCGUCAGCAGCACCACGUCCACGCUGUUCUUCCCCGUGCUGCCCUGGGCGCUGCAGGUGGCGGCCGUGGCCUACGCGGGCACCGUGCUGCUCUACCUGGCCACCUUGGGCGAGGCCAUGUACAAGACCCACGGCCUGGAUGGCACUUGCACGUGCACCGGCCUCCCCUUGCAGACGAGUGGGCAACAGUGUUUUCCCAAUGAGUUUCGACAGCUGUGCUCCAAUUGUGUCGCAAAGGGAGCCUCUUGCUUAUUCUUCCGCUACAAUCCCCCAGACUACAUCAAGUGGCUGCAUGUGUACAAUGUUUUUGGUGUCAUUUGGGCUCUCUUUUUCAUAUCAGGCAUGGCACAAAUGAUACUAGCUGCAACUUUUGCCACUUGGUACUGGACAUUCAACAAAAAAGAUGUGCCAUUUUUUGUUUUGACCCGCUCCUUUUUCAUGUCAAUAACGUACCACACGGGUACGGUAGCUUUUGGUUCCCUGGUUAUAUCAAUUGUUCGUUUUCUCAGACUAAUUCUUGAUGCUAUUGAGAAACAAGCAAAGCAAUACAGUGACAAUUCUUUGGGCAAAUGCCUUAUGUGCUUUUGCAAGUGCUGCUUUGCCUGUGUUGAGGGCUUUCUGAGAUUUGUCUCCCGAAAUGCAUACAUUAUGUGUGCUGUGCAUGGAAAAAACUUUUGUGCCUCAGCUAAAGAUGCCUUCAACCUGUUAAUGAGAAAUGUCAUACGUGUUGUAGUUAUUGAUAAGAUAAUGGACUUUGUAUUCUUCAUGGGGAAGGCACUAAUUACUGCAUUGGUGUGUACAGCUGUGUAUUUUAGCCUUUUGCAGUGGCCACAGCAACUUAACUACAAUGCUGUGCCCAUCACCAUAGCUGGAGUCGGAACAUUUUUCAUAGCAAGUGUUUUCUUUGGCGUAUAUAGUGUUGCUGUUGAUACCCUGUUCCUAUGCUUCCUUGAAGACUGUGAGCGCAAUGACGGAUCUGCAGAGAAGCCAUAUUUCAUGUCUCCCAGCCUCAUGAAUAUCUUUGGGAAGAAGAAUCGUCGUAGAGAUGCAGAAUAGACUGAUCAAUUGUAUUUGUGAUUUUGAGGUACCUUUGUUAAGUACUGUCAAUGUGAUUUUUUUCCUUUCAUGUUUUGCCAUAUAUUUUUGUUAAUAUUAAGCAUAACAUCCUGA